AUGGGAAGAUAUAGAAUAUAAUAUUAUGCAUGUGCUUUUAAACUCAAAGUUCUUAUUUAUUAGGAGUAUUGUUAUUAUUCUAUAUAUCUUUUGGAUUUCUUUUUGGAGCAACUAUUAUUUUCCUUUAUAAAUACAAAACUUUCUCACAGAAAUGCUAGUAAAAUAUAUUAGGUUAAGAUGAAGAUAGAAUUAAUAAGAGAAACAUUAAAGUUAAAAUAACUGCAGGGAAAUUAUAUACAAAAUUCAUUUUAUAUUAUACUCAUAUUCAUUUCUUUUUGCUUGAUUCCUAUCAUUUUGAGUUAGAUUUUUUCUUCGUUCUUUUAUAACGAUAUUUAUUAUCAUAAUAACUAAUCAAUUUGGUGA
Molecule: messenger RNA, 363 nt
Organism: Paramecium sonneborni
Lineage: Eukaryota; Ciliophora; Oligohymenophorea; Peniculida; Parameciidae
Source: the annotation of a GenBank genome assembly